GGAGGGAGAGGCAUUAACCACCAAUGCAGCAAUCCCGAUGCACUGGUGCAGCGCGAGCGCCGGCGGGGACUACAAGCGGCCGAGGCCGAGGCACUACAACUCCCAGCCUGCCUCGCGCCGCCGCGCCUGCGCGCUGCGGUCCUGGCCCGGACGCGCGGCUCGAGGUGAAGCGGCGGAGAAAGCAGGGGAUCAAAUUUAUGUGAACAUGUUGAAGAGAAAGAAGCCCCACAGGAAACGCACCAAAGGGGAUGCGAGCGAACCAGUGGCCUACAAGCAGCGGAGUAGCGUGGGCUGCAUCGUGAAGCACGGAUGGAGGGAGAAGACUGGGGUGGUGACCCAGUGGAAGGGCACUGUGCUCGACCAGCUGCCCGUCAACCCCUCGCUGUUCCUGGUCAAGUACGACGAGUUUGACUGCGUGUACGGGAUCGAGCUCUUCAAAGACGAGAGGGUCUCGGGCCUUGAAAUCCAGCGAGAUAAAUCUGGUCGGUCCAAAAUCCUGGACGGGGACCUGGCAGAGCUGAUCGUGGGGAAAGCAGUGGAGCACGUGUUUGAGAAGGGCGACGGGACUAAGAACGAGUGGCGGGGGAUGGUAUUGGCCCGAGCACCUGUCAUGACUACGUGGUAUUAUAUCACCUACGAAAAGGACCCUGUUCUAUAUAUGUACCAGCUGCUGGAGGACUACAGAGAAGGGGACCUCCGCAUCUUGCCUGAUUCAGAGAAUAAGCAAGUGUUGCCAACCGAGCCUGGGGAAGUGAUCGAAAGUCUCGUGGGGAAACAGGUGGAAUACGUGACAGAGGACGGGACCACGAGAACUGGGUUGGUGAUUCAUCAGGUGCAGGCCAAACCGUCCGUCUACUUCAUCAAGUUUGACGAUGAUUUUCACAUUUAUGUGUAUGACUUAGUCAAAACCUCCUAGCUGCAUGUAACCCUACUCAUUGCCUUCACUGGAGAGGUCUUUACUGUGAAGAGUGAACAGAUCCGUAAAAGAGACUAUGUCCUUUCUGUUAGACCUACGUGUAUCUUCCAGACUUGAAAAGCAAACGCCCGUCUGCCUUCACCCGAGGUUCAGCCAGUUUAACCUGUUAGCAGCUGAGCCAAAUACAGGGUGUUAGGCACAGGUUGGAAUCCUGAGUUAGCUGAUCUCAGGCAGGGCAGUAGAUGGGGUGCUACAAUUGGCCUGGGUGCCCCUGGGUUAGGGAGGGAUAAAUCAGCCAGGGUCCCUGCUCCUCCUGAUGGUUAAUUUGUGAUCGUUGCUGGACGGGAGGGUUGAAGGUUGGGGUGAGGACAAGAUCAGGACUCGGUUUGUGACACACGCGCACACACACACACACACUCAUGGCGUGCAAACCCCUUUGCACUCGCUCACUGUUGAGGCUCGCACAGAGGGCACCUGUGGAACCAAAUCUGGUAAAAAGAAAAAAGGAGUCAAAUGCCUCGGGGAAAGGCGGUGGGGGAAAAGUUGGUCACACAAUUUUACCGUUAUCGAUGGCGUUGGCUUCUGUUUUCAUGGCCAGCUCGGUUCCUGGCCUGGUUGUGUCGGACAGCGAAAGGUAUUUUCUUCUCACAACAACGCCCGAUCCAGGUCUGUGCAACUGAGCCUUGCUGGAGUGCUGUGGAAGCUAAGCUACCUCACCAUGGACAGUGGGGUAAGCUAGCCGAGGCAGGUGUGACGUCAAACACCUUCCCCUAGCAUGUGAGCAACCUGAUAACUUACUGUAUUUAGGCUGUUACAUGAAGUUGUGGAUGGUGAGCAUUGGGCG
Messenger RNA from Callorhinchus milii (elephant shark), 1760 nucleotides. It is a transcript of the gene spindlin-1, whose product is annotated as spindlin-1. The coding region runs from base 38 to 916 and encodes 292 amino acids. NCBI's taxonomy places the organism in Eukaryota, Metazoa, Chordata, Chondrichthyes, Chimaeriformes, Callorhinchidae. The record is from RefSeq and is a predicted model, not a curated record. The transcript is spliced from 5 exons. Gene Ontology annotation, biological process: gamete generation.